CUUAAUCUGAAAACCGGAAAUAAAAAAUAUCGCGGGAAAUUUGUGUUUACGUUUGUUGAUUAUUAUUGAAGUUUGUUAAAGUAAUGCCGCCGGUUGCUAUAAAAUAUGUUGUUUCAUUUUCUUCUCAGGAUGACAGGCACCCAGUUUCCAAUCUUAUAAAGGGUGAUGGAUUUAGAAAAUGGUUGAGUCAUCCACAGGAGAAGUCGGGCCAUAUUGAGGCAGUAUUCCAGCUAGAACAACCAUGUGUAAUUUCCUACAUUGAUAUAGGAAGCAUCUGGUGUGCCACGCUCGAGAUCAAGGUUGGAUGUUCAGAUUGGCCUGCAGGUCGUGAAUUUGAAACACUUGCUUAUACAGUGAACCUGAUGACCCCUGCAGAUUGUAUUACAGGAAAGAACCCAAACAAAACACAAAUGUUUUCUCCAGAUCUAUUCUGCCCGGAUAUUGCUAAGAAAGAAUGGGAUCGUAUUAAAGUAAUCUGCCGUCAACCUUACAAGAAGCUUACACAAUUCGGACUGUCAUUCCUACGUGUGAAAACAUCAUUGACAACAAUAAAUUCAACACAUGUGGAGAAAAAAGAAAAUAUGCCUUCUGUGUCUACAUCUACAACUGUUAAAGAUAUACAGAAGCAUUUUAUGCAGAAGCUUGAUAAUGGAUUGAACAAGUCAAAUGGUCAACUGAAGUCCAGAUUACUGAAGAUAGCUGCUAGUUCUGAGAAUGGUAUGGAACACGGUGACUCUCUGUCUCGUACUGCCAAACUUGUACUUGCUGCUUCAGGAAACAAAACUAAGUCAUAUAACGUGCAGAGUCCUGUACCUAACCAGGAAAAGUCGAGCUUGUACUCCAGUAGGGUAGAACAAAAAUAUGGCCCACAGUUUGAGGAAGAAGUUGACGAGUUUUUAAAGCAAUUAGUGAUAGACCCGAAAGAGUUUGAUACCAUAACAAUGGCAGAUGUAAGACAUAAAUUUGAAAGAAAGAAACGUCGGAAGCUGACCAAAGAUGAAAAGAAAAUUUUCAUUCAGAAAGCUACAGAAUAUUUGACAUCAGCUUUUAAUGACAAAACAAACAAAACUGUUGAUACUGAAAGAAAGGAAAAGCUACCCCCAACUUGUGUCAGGGAUAAAAACUGUGACAAAAAGGAAAACACAGAUGUCACAAAAAAUAAUGAGAACAAUUUAAAGAAGCUAACAGAAGCUAAAAAACCUGGUGUUAAAAGAAAAUUAGAUGCUGUAAAUAACACUCCACCGAGUAAGAAGAUUGUUACAGAAAAAAAUAGUCCACUUACUGUGAUGCAGAAAUUAAAAUCUAAUGAGAACCAGUCAGUUGGUGAAAAGAAAGAUCUGAUUGGACAACUGAAGAAGGCAAAGCAGUCUGGACCAAUAGGAGACUGUGUCUCAUCGCCUGGUACCCCUUUCCAGUACAAAGGUCUUAGAGGACGGGAAUCCGAUAUAGAUUCACAAUUGUCACAAGACCCAGUUUCUUCUGUUAUAACAUUUGAUAAUAUUCUAGAUGUUUCAUGUUCUAGAAAAGAUUCCUUGUCUGUUGAAAAUAGUACAACAGAUUUCUUGUCUUCCAUGGACAAAUGUUCACCAGUUGCCAAAGUAAAUUUUGGAUCUGACAGUUCUGAUGAUGACAGUUGGUUAAAUACAGAUAUUGAGGUCAAUGUCUCAAAGGGUCGUAGAGGUCGUGGACGUGGCAGAGGUCGAGGAAGAGGAAGGGGUAGAGGUAAACGUACCAGCACUCCUGUCAGUACUAGCUCCAUAGAUGACCUUGACCUUUCAUCAGAUAUUUGUAGUCCUCAGACAGGUCGUCGAGGUAGAGGAAGAGGUAGGGGCAAAAAGAAGGAUAGGGGAGGUGUGCAAACAAGGAAACCAGUAAUGCAGGCUGAUGUGAGUGUUACACAUGAGGAGAUGCCUACACCUAGAGGGUUUACCAAAUGUACAGGCUGUGGAGAUUAUUUUGGUGAUGCUUUAUUAAGUGCCCAUGAACGAAGAUGUGCAGCAUUGAAGUCUAAGACUAUGGCAAGUUUUGAUGUCACAUCAGAUGGCAGUGGCAUGAACAAAUCUAAAAGAACUAACACAGCCAGUUUGGAGGUUAGACUAACAAGUUUUAUCAGAUGUGAAGGAUGUAAUGAAUGUUUUGGAGAAACUCAGCUGUCCAUUCAUCAACAGACUUGUACAACAUGGAAGAAUAAAAACAAAACAAGUUCCUGUGAUUCACCAUGGUUAUCAGCUAGAACUCCAAACAAUACCGUAGUAUCCAAUCCGAAACUCAGUACCAGUCCAGGUCACAAACUAGGAACAAGUAGCAGGAUGGGAACCAGUCAGGAAGUAGGUCAGGGGUCAAAGAAUGAGCAAAUAAAGUCACCCCCAUGGCUUUUAGCAGCUGAAAGACGUCUACACCAACAGAGGAAUUCUACAAACAGUGAUCAGUCAUUUUCUAACUCACCAUCAAACUGUUGUAAUAGUUCUACAUACUCAACUACAGUAACAGAUAGGCAGAAUUUUUCUCUUAACUCAGUCAGUUCAUCAUCUAGUAUUCCCAGUCCGGUGAUUGAGUCUCAACAAUAUAUGUUAGAUAAAUAUGAAUCACAGACAAACAAUGAUGAUUCACAAUACAGUCAGAGUCAGUCAAUUCUACAAGAAACUGUCCCACCAAGCAGGCAAAUAAGAAAUAAUAGAUCUGAGAACUUUUCUUCAGGCCAAGCUAAAAUUGUGGUAAACAGUAAAAAUAGGAGGCAAAGUACUGGUAUAGCAAAGACAAGAUUUAGUGCAAUAGAACUUUCGGAUGACAGUGAUGAUGAUAAUGAUGUACUGCCAGUAAUUGUUAGAACUGACACAAGUAGAGCGAAUAAUGUUCGUGAAAGUAUUACUCGUACUUCUACGAACAAUGUAAACAGUGAUAGUGGACUAGGGGUAAUACAAGUAGAAUGCCCUCUAUGUGGGGACUUUUACCCAUCAUAUAUUAUAGAAGUGCAUGCCUCUAGUUGUUAUUUGUAAUCUUAAUUAAAGUUAGAGUGGUUUUAAAUGUUUUGUGCCAUUACCAUACUAAUUGAAAUAUGUGUUAUUAAAUAGAAAAAGAGUUUUAUUAUUGAUACAUUUUUUUCUGUUUUAAGUUUAAAAUAAAAUAAAACUUUGUUACUUUAAACAUGAUUAAGUGUAUUUUUAGACCGAUUUUAAGCUGAACUUUUUGAAGAGUAGGGAGAGCUAUUGCAUUCACUAGGGCUUUGCUAUCACACUUUGGUUAAGAUUUUGCGUGCAAGUUGAUAUCUCCAAAACUACUUAAUGAAAAAGGUUGAAACUUAAUUGACUAGAGCAAAAGUUGUCUCUAUUUAAGGGCCAUAACUCUAACAUGGAUUUUGAUGGAAUUAUAACCCUUUUUUGAACUAAGAUUCUACAUUAUCCAAGCUCUUGUUUUAGUGUCAAGCAUUUAGAAUAGUCUUGCCAGCAACUCUUGUGUUAUCUCACAAACAAAAAGAUUCAUAAGUGGUGUGAAAGUGACCAGUGAAAUAUACACAAUUUAAUAUGAUGAUAAUAGUUUUGUUGAUUAAUAUCUGUAGAACAGGUUCCUAAAAAGUUGCUGUAAAAAUGAAAAAGAAAACAAUGCAUGAUGUUUUUUGUUGUAAUUACUUUGUGCCAAUAAAAUUUCUAGUCACUGAGAA
This is a messenger RNA of Ruditapes philippinarum (Manila clam), 3658 nucleotides long. RefSeq lists its product as uncharacterized. The transcript is spliced from 12 exons. The record is from RefSeq and is a predicted model, not a curated record. Gene Ontology annotation, cellular component: nucleus. Gene Ontology annotation, molecular function: damaged DNA binding. NCBI's taxonomy places the organism in Eukaryota, Metazoa, Mollusca, Bivalvia, Venerida, Veneridae. Gene Ontology annotation, biological process: single strand break repair; base-excision repair. Bases 84 to 2996 code for a protein of 970 amino acids.